Ectocarpus siliculosus is the source of this 576-nucleotide messenger RNA. The record is from the annotation of a GenBank genome assembly. Lineage: Eukaryota; Phaeophyceae; Ectocarpales; Ectocarpaceae.
GAUGGAACACAAGAGUGAUGGAACACGCAGGCAGGCAGGCAGGCAGGUAGGCAGGCUUUCUGGGCUAUCCGGGAAUAUCUCAGCCGUGCUUGUGGCGAAUCUGCAUCAGAAAGAACUUGUUCUGUGUUGUCUCAGAUCGUUUUUGGUUCACGAAGUAGUCGAGGAUUUGAACUUUCGAAUCGUUUGCCGGAAUGCAUGCCAGCGGGGGGGCUCGAGUGCACGCUGUUCUGUCUUGUCCUACCUUCGACUUCGUCCAGAGAGGUUGCAAGCCACGACCGUUGUAUAUGUUCUAGUAUUUCCCUUCGAUAUCGGGUAAGGUGGUUGGGUACAUGACUUUGAUUAGUCGUGUUUCGGAGCGGUUGGCUAGCGAGGGGGCACGAGCGUGUGCAGAGCAAUGCCCUUUGUUGAUCUUCUGUCCGGGAAAUGCUAAGCUACACUGUCAUUCGGUCUACGCCGAAGCGAAACAUGGCGGUACGACUUUCUCGGGUGUCGCACCGUCAGGUAGCGAAACGUUGUGACGAAGACAACUUGUGUUGCAGGCACCAGGGCGGGGGGGGGGUCGAAACAUGUAGGUAG